AAAAUAUUGCACUUUAUUAACAGACAAUAAUACAAGUCUAUCGAUUUAUUUAUAAUAAGGGAUCAUCAAAGAUCAAUCAAAAUUAUUUUUAAGAAUCUUGCCUUUUCAGCGCGCAAUUUUGGAGAACUUUUCUCUGGACUAAAUCGAUAUGAUAAAACGCGACUGACACAAAUACUUAGAUAUUUUAUUUUGUAAUAAACUCAUUAUCAUAAAUGUGCACAGGGAUCGGCAAGGAGCUAGCCCUUCGUCUCUCCAAAUAUAAGGGACAAGUGUUCGCAAUCUCGAAAACAAAGAAGAACUUGGAUACCUUGGUAACGACCGAUCCAAAAAUUCAGCCAAUCUGUGUCGAUCUUCGCGACUGGAAUGCAACUAGGAAGGCCGUUCAAAGUAUUCUGCCGAUCGAUCUAUUGGUCAAUAAUGCCGCUGUCGCGUGCCUCUCACCGUUCUUGGACGCCACGCCCGAAGAAUUCGACCUGACUUUCAAUGUCAAUGUGAAGGCUGUAUUGAACGUGUCCCAAAUUGUAGCCAAGAACAUGAUCGAGCGCAAAAGCGGCGGGAAUAUUGUAAAUAUAUCAUCGCAGGCUGGUCAGGCGGCAUUGAAGGAUCACGCUGUUUAUUGCGCGUCAAAGGGAGCUCUCGACAUGCUGUCGAAAGCAAUGGCCCUCGAACUGGGUCCCCACAACAUAAGAGUCAAUAACGUCGGUCCUACAGUCGUGAUGACGGAAAUGGGAAAAUUGGGUUGGAGCGAUCCAAAGAAAGCACAGACUAUGAUCGACAAAAUUCCGCUCGGUCGAUUCGCUGAGGUCGAUGAGGUGGUGGAUCCCGUUAUAUAUUUAUUGAGCGACCGAAGUUCCAUGAUCAACGGCGCCUGCUUGCCCAUCGACGGUGGUUUCUUAGCUGGAUAAGCAAAAAUUCAGGAUCAUCCUCUUUAAAAGAGAAAAAAAUCGAUUAUCUCUUUUAAGAGAUACACCGUACACGUUAAUCUCUGUUCCUAAAAUAUAAUAUUUGUGGAAAUUAAUGAAGUUAUGCCGUGAGUGACAUUAAUCACUUUGUUGCAAAUGAAACGAUUUAUACGCUGCGUGUAAAAGAGCUAAUAAAGAUUGUUGCAAUAUA
Molecule: messenger RNA, 1113 nt
Organism: Temnothorax curvispinosus
Lineage: Eukaryota; Metazoa; Arthropoda; Insecta; Hymenoptera; Formicidae
Product: L-xylulose reductase-like
Exons: 3
Coding region: 213-905 (230 amino acids)
Biological process (GO): glucose metabolic process; xylulose metabolic process
Molecular function (GO): L-xylulose reductase (NADPH) activity; carbonyl reductase (NADPH) activity
Source: RefSeq, a predicted model, not a curated record